AUGCAACAUCUUCGUCGUAUUAAGCGAAGAAACAGCACAACGCACUGUUUGAUCGUUCAUUGCCUUCGCUUAGGCAGAGACGAGUCUAUCUUUUUUCUAGCUAAUUCUAUUUCUCUUUUUUUUUUAAUCUUUUUCUUUCAUCUCUCUCCGUUCAUCGUUUUUUUUAAUCUUUUUUUCACCCUGUCGUUUUUACCUGUUUUUUGUUUCAAACUUUCUUUACUUUACCUCUUUCUUUCCUUCUCAGAAUGUUCAUUCUCUCAUAUUCCUUCCUACUUAUCUUCCUCCUACAUCUUUUUCGUUCUCCUCUUUUUUAUUUUUCAGUCUUCUUCCUCCUUUUUUCCCUUUCUUCUUCUUCCCUUUCUUCUCUCUUUCUUCAUUGACAACUCUUUUUUCACAUAUCUUUUGUGUUUAUUUCUUUUUACUUCAAGAGCCCUUAAACUUUCUCUCUUCUUCUUACCCAUUUUACUCUUCCUGUUCCUCCUCAACCUGCUCCUCCUCAUCCUCCUCCUCCUUCUUCUUCUUCUUCUUCUUCUUCUUCUUACUACUACUACUUUUCUCUAA
This is a messenger RNA of Acanthosepion pharaonis, 561 nucleotides long. The record is from the annotation of a GenBank genome assembly. Lineage: Eukaryota; Metazoa; Mollusca; Cephalopoda; Sepiida; Sepiidae.